AGAGAAGCACCAGGAGCCAUAACAAGUGCAUCCACACCGAAGACACCAGGCCCAUGGCAGAGGCUGCCAGCGAUCCCAGAUGCCAGGAGCAGGAAGAGCUAGAUGCAGAAGACGACAAAGGGCUCACAACUCAGUGGAGAGAAGAAGAUGAAGAAGAGGCCGCCCGUGAGCAGCGCCAACGGGAGCGAGAGAGGCAGCUGCAGGACCAGGACAAAGAUGAAGAAGAUGAAGGUGGCCAUUUCCUGGAACAGCCAGGGCAGCAGGCACUCGUUAGCCUGAAGUCCUCUGAACUGGAUGAAGAUGAGGGUUUUGGUGACUGGUCUCAAAAGCAGGAGCCACCAAGGCAGCAAUCCUGGGAGAAUGAGGGGACUGCAGAGGGGUCGGAACCCUCUCCAAGUGAGAGUGCAGAGGAGAAACAAACAGAGGACAGUUCUCACCAAGCUAAAGUCCACUUGGAGGAGUCAAACCUGAGCCACAGUGACCCCAAUAUAGAGGAUGAUGUCGGGGGUUCUGGGGAGACAGAAGAGCAUCUGAUAAGUCAUCAGGCCAGGACCCCCAGCCCUUUGGCCUUGGAAGACACUGCUGAGCUGAGCUCACCUCCCCUGAGCCCUACCGUCAAACUGGCUGAUAGGACAGAAUCCCUGAACCGCUCCAUUCAAAAGAGCAACAGUGUGAAGAAGUCUCAACCAACCUUGCCCAUUUCCACCAUCGAUGAGCGCCUGCAGCAGUACACCCAGGCCACUGAGUCUGCUGGCCGAACUCCCAAGCUGUCCCGCCAGCCCUCCAUAGAGCUGCCCAGCAUGGCUGUAGCCAGUACCAAGACUCUUUGGGAGACAGGAGAGGUGCAGACUCAGUCUGCUUCCAAGACACCCUCCUGCCAGGAUAUAGUAGCUGGAGACAUGAGCAAGAAAAGUCUGUGGGAACAGAAAGGAGGCUCCAAGAUCUCAUCCACCAUCAAGAGCACCCCAUCUGGAAAGAGGUACAAGUUUGUGGCCACUGGACACGGGAAGUACGAGAAAGUGCUCGUGGAUGAGGGCUCAGCACCAUAGACCACGUAUGCAUCCUGGAUAGACUCCAACCAGAUGCCACUCCCAGCCCUGACCAAGAAAUUGCUUCCUGUUGCCAGUCUGGCCCGCUCUCCUGCCUCCAGCAACCCAGCUGCCACUUGCCUCUCCUCUUGCUACUGGACCCUCCAUCUUCUAUGCCCUCUCAUCCUCUGACCAACCCUCCAACUCUGCUUCUCAUCAUCAGCUAAAGGGACCAGCCCAUAGAGGAGCCGAGAGCUCCCAAGGAAGGAUGGAGGAGAGAAGGCAAGCAUCCCAACCAGAUCCAAGGGGUAACUGUCCCCAUGCUGAAUGCUCAGGACUCCAAGUCCUGCCCUGUUUAUGGAUCCUUCGUUUUGUGUAAUAAAGUGCAUUGAGUGUCCCCUA
This is a messenger RNA of Rattus norvegicus (Norway rat), 1430 nucleotides long. It is a transcript of the gene Lsp1, whose product is annotated as lymphocyte-specific protein 1. Gene Ontology annotation, biological process: signal transduction. The transcript is spliced from 11 exons. Gene Ontology annotation, molecular function: actin binding; cytoskeletal protein binding. The record is from RefSeq and is marked validated. Lineage: Eukaryota; Metazoa; Chordata; Mammalia; Rodentia; Muridae. The coding region runs from base 54 to 1049 and encodes 331 amino acids.